UGUGUGACAGCAGGGGCGGGCGAAAGCGAAGCGGCGGGCGGCCAGAACUCAAGUCGGAACACAACGGAAAGACGACCGACCCGCGGGAGCGGGUGUAGCAUCUCCUCGUCUUCACCACCACCGGACUUUACACCCCCCCCCCCCCCCCCGCUCCGGGACUCACAUGGCUUCUGUGAGCAGUGCGGAGCGACGGGCUUUUGCUUUAAAAAUCAACAGGCAUUCAUCUGCAGAGAUCAGGCGAAACUUCAGUGGCAACUAUGGUUAUUAUCACAGAAGGACAAACUCCAAUGCUUCGACCACAACGUACCUCACUGUGCCGCAGUCCUAUGACGCAGUGGAUCCUUUGGACCUGGAGGAAUUCCUGAUGUCGCAACUGCGAAGCGGGGACUCCUCCCUGAUGCAGGAGCUCGGCGACUUUCCUGACGACGACCUGAAGGUGGACCUGGUGGAGAAGGAGUGUCGCACUGUCCGGCACCCUGUCCCUCACGAUGGAGUGGAGUUGGAUCCCCACGUGAGAGAUUGCGUCAAGAGUUACACCCAGCCGUGGCUUGUAGUGUCUAGAAGAUGCCAAGGGGAUGGCUGGAGUGCAUAUUCAGAGCGAGCUGGCCUGCACAAGCUCCUUCAGAGACAGACGUUUGAGUCUGACGUCCAGUCCCUCAAAGACGACACACCAGUCAAGUCUCCGACUCUGGCGGGCCUGAAUGAUGACAGUGGCCGCACUCUGACCUCCUCCGACUUUGACCUGCGCUGUUUGACUCCAGACCAGAGGGUGGGGGGGCUGCUGGCCUUCAGCAGUCCCGAGGAACUGGACCGCUUUAACCAGGAGAGCCGCCAAGGAAACAGACACCCCGAAGUUUUUGCGCUGUAUCCACCCGCUGAUGAGGAAGACGCAGUGGAGAUCCGACCCAUCCCCGACUGCCCGAAAGAACACAUUGGAGACCGCAUUCUGAUCCGAUGCCAGGCCAUCAAGUUUGAAAUUGACAUCGAGCCCAUAUUUGCCACCAUGGCCUUGUAUGACCUGAAAGAGAAGAAAAAGGUAUCUGAAAACUUCUACUGUGACCUGAACUCUGAGCAAUUUAAAGGCUUUUUGCGAUCGCACACACCUCACGUGGAUCCUUCCUCGUUGGCUCGGUCGGCCAUUUUCUCUGUCACCUACCCUUCAUCAGACAUAUAUUUGGUCAUCAAGAUUGAAAAAGUCCUUCAACAAGGCGAGAUUGGUGACUGCGCAGAGCCUUACAUGACAAUGAGGGAUUGCGAAUCUUCAAAGAACAAGGACAAGCUGGAGAAACUCCGAGGCCAGGCAGAGGGCUUCUGCCACAGGCUGGGUCGCUACCGUAUGCCCUUCGCCUGGGCCACUGUCAACAUCAUGGAAGUCAUCAGCACUGCCGCCAUAGACCGCGACGUCACCGACUCUGAUACCAUGAAAGGGAAAUCCAGCAGCAUAGAUCGGAAAGCACAGUUGCCGAGGAGGAACUCUGAACGUUUCAGCACCUUCGACGAGCAACCGUGUAACAUAUCAGCCUUCAAGCCUGCCACGAUCACCAUCAGCACCAUCUUCAAACAGGAAGGGGAUCGUUUGAGUGAUGAGGACUUGCUCAAAUUUCUGUAUGAGAUUAAGAAAACAUCCACUCCACAGAGAAGAAUCAAGACGAUAUCAGGCUCUAUAAAGUUGGACAUGUCGCCACUGCACGACUUGCCUCAGGCCUGUUUGUCCACCGAGCUCAUCCCUCUCAUCCCUGUGGCUGAGAAGAACAUUCGACAUGUCAAAGAAGUGUUGGAGUUCCCUUCCAGUGAGGUUUACGUCCCUCAUAACAUUUAUAGGAACCUGCUCUUUAUUUAUCCCCAGAGGCUGAACUUUGUUAACAGGUUGACGUCUGCGCGAAACAUUACCAUCAAAAUCCAGUUUAUGAGCGGAGAAGACCCCAACUGCGCUCUACCUGUAAUUUUUGGCAAAUCCAGCGGCCCUGAAUUUGUGCGGGAAGUGUACACUCCUGUUACCUACCAUAACAAGUCCCCAGAUUUCUAUGAGGAGGUGAAGGUGGCCCUUCCCGCCCGUUUAACGGAGCGACACCACUUGCUCUUCACCUUUUACCACAUCAGCUGCCACCAGAAGCAGAACCAGAGCAACAGCUGCGAAACACUCAUUGGCUACUCUUGGCUACCCAUGUGGAUUAAUGACAGACUGCACACAGGUCAGUUCUGCUUGCCCGUUGUCUUGGAACGACUACCUCCUAAUUACUCGCUGCACACUGCUGAGAAACUUCCUUCUCAAAUUCCUCCAGUCAAGUGGAUGGAAAGCCACAAGGGAUUGUUCAAUUUGGAGGUCCAGGCUGUGUCUUCUGCGCACACUCAGGACAACCAUUUGGAGCGCUUCUUCACCCUCUGUCAUGCGCUGGAAGGUGGCGCCACGUUUCCUCUGCGCGUCCGAGAGGAGAAGAUUCCUGAAAAUAAGCUGGAGCAUGAGCUAAAGCUCAGCAUCAUCUCCCUGUCCUCAUCCAGCCUGGAGCCACUGGUGCUCUUUCUUCACCUGGUACUGGACAAUCUGUUCAUGCUCAUCAUGCAGCCCAUGCUAAUUGCUGGCCAGACCGCCAACCUGGCGCAGAUUGCAUUCGAGUCGGUGGUCUCCAUUGUCAACAGUCUGCAUACCAGCCAGGAGCUGUCCAGGGACCAGCAGGGCCGCAACAGCAUAUUGGCGUCAUACCUUUAUUGGGUGUUUCGUCUACCAGACCCCCCUCGAGACAUUCCAAAUGGAACAGGCGGUGAAAUGCCAUCUUCAGAGAGCCGUUACAGCACCAUGGGCCGAGCCUCUGCGACCACGGUGGGCAAUAUGCUCCUGCAGUCCAGGAUCCGCAGCAGCAGCAACCCUGACAUCCCUGCGCCACACUCGUCUGCCGAGGAUGCCGAGGUCAAACACAUCUUGGCUGCCAAGGGCCACAACCUCCCAGGCAGUCGCAUGUCUACCAUUUUGGAUACAAACAGCCAUCAGAACGCAACAGGAAGCACCAGACCCUCCAGCAGAAAGCAGUUUCACGAGGAGCUGGCUCUGCAGAUGGUGGUCAGCACGGGGGUGUGCAGGGAGAACGCGUACAAAUACGCGUGGUUCUUCUUUGAGCUGCUGGUGAAAAGCAUGGCCCAGCAUGUGUCCCAGCUGGACACCAACAGCGUGCCGCGGAGGAGCCGCUUCUCCGACCGCUUUAAAGACGACAUCACCACCAUCGUCUCUGUGGUCACAGCUGAGAUCGGGACCAUUCUCGUCAAGCAGCACAAGGAGGUGGAGCAAGCAGAGAAAGUCAACAUCAGCUUGGCCUUCUUCCUCUACGACCUGCUGUCUCUCAUGGACCGAGGCUUCAUCUUCCUUCUGGUGAAAAACUACUGCAAUCAGAUGUCUGCCAAAACUGUUUCGAUGCCAACGCUGAUCAGCAUGCGUCUGGAGUUCCUGCGAAUCCUGUGCAGUCACGAGCACUACCUCAACCUCAGCCUGUUCUUCAGCAGUCCAGCCUCAGCUCCGGCCUCCCCGUGCCCGUCCAUCUCCUCACAGAGCUCCGGUUCGUGUAGUUUCCAAGAGCAGCAAAGGAUCCUGGGCCUUUUUGAGCUCUCUCCAGAGUUCAAGCAGCAGCACUACCUCACCGGCCUGCUCCUCACAGAGCUCAGCGCGGCCCUCGACAUGGAGUCAGAGGGGGGAAAGGUCCAGAGGAAAGCUAUCAACGCCAUCUUCAGCCUGCUGUGCUCUCACGAUUUGGACCAUCGCUGCGUCAAGAGCGAGGUCAGAGCCAAGAUGGCUGCCCUCUACUUGCCCUUGGUGGGCAUCAUCAUUGACUCCACCAACUACCUGGAUUUCACUGUGUCAGACGCACGCUCCGCAAAGAACAAAAGUGGUGGACCCGAGGACGACCUUGACAGCGUUCCACCCAUCAAUCAAUCUGUUGCCAUGGCGAUUGCCGGCAACCCUUUCAACACGCUGGGGAGGAACGUUCUUGUUUCCAUGGCAUCCAUGCAGGGUAAAGCGGUAGCCACCCUGGCGGCGGACACCAGCCGCCACCUGCUGGUCUGCUUCCUGUGGGUGAUGAAGAAUGCCGACCGGGGUCUGAUCCAGCGCUGGACUGUGGAGAUGCCCCCUUCGCAGCUCAACAAGCUGCUGGAGCUUCUUACUAUCUGUGUGUCCUGCUUUGAGUACCGGGGUCACCAGAGCAGUGAUAAAGUCAGCACGCAGGCUUUACAGAAAUCUCAGCAAGCUAAGCUCCAGCUGGAAGAAGCCCUGCUGAGGGGGAUGGGAGCCCGGGGAGAGAUGAUGAAGCGAGUCGGAGGAAUGGACAGAACGAUGGGUCAAAGAGAGAACCUGCGCUGGAGGAAAGAUCUCACCCAGUGGAGACAGACCAAUGACAGACACGAUAAGACCAAGGCGGAGUUGGACCAGGAGGCCCUGAUCAGCGGAAACUUGGCCACAGAAGCAAACCUCAUCGUUUUGGACCUGCUGGAGACCAUUGUGCAGGCGGUGCCACUGGCAGACUGUAAGGACAGCGUGGUGGGCGGUGUAUUGAAGGUGUUACUCCACUCUCUGACCUGCAACCAGAGCACCACCUUCCUCUCGCACACCUUCAGCACACUCAGAGCGCUUGUUGUCAAGUUUUGCGAGCUGCUCUUUGAAGAGGAGGCAGAGCAGUGUGCGGAUCUGUGCCAGAAGGUCCUCCAGUACUGCAGCAGCCCCGUGGACGGGAACCGGAUUCAGGCGUGCGCCACACUCUACCUCAUCAUGAGAUACAGCUACAGCAAUGCCAGCAACUUCUCCAGGGUGAAGAUGCAGGUCACCAUGUCGCUGGCCUCCCUGGUGGGCAAGUCGUCCGACUUCCAGGAGGAACAUCUGAGACGUUCCCUGCGCACCAUCCUGGCCUACGCCGAAGAGGACGCCGAGAUGCAGAACACGCAGUUGCCCUCGCAGGUGGACGAGCUCCUGAGGAACCUCAACAGCAUCUUGUCAGACACGGUGAAAAUGCGAGAGUUCCAGGAGGAUCCCGAAAUGCUCAUGGACCUCAUGUACAGGAUAGCAAAAGGCUACCAGACGUCUCCCGACCUGCGUCUGACGUGGCUCCAGAACAUGGCAGAGAAGCACAACAACAGGAAAUGCUACACCGAGGCGGCGAUGUGUCUGGUACACGCUGCAGCUCUGGUGGCUGAGUACCUCAGCAUGCUGGAGGAUCACAAGUACUUGCCAGUUGGCAGCGUCACCUUCCAGAGCAUCUCCUCCAAUGUCCUGGAGGAGUCGGCCGUGUCAGACGACAUCCUGUCCCCGGACGAGGACGGCGUGUGCUCCGGCCGCUGCUUCACGGAGAGCGGCCUCGUGGGGUUGCUGGAGCAGGCCGCCGAGCUCUUCAGCAACGGCGGUCUGUACGAGGCCGUUAACGAGGUCUACAAGGUUAUCAUUCCUAUCUUGGAGGCUCACCGGGACUUCAGGAAGCUGGCGUCCACGCACGACAAACUGCAGAGAGCUUUUGAUAAUAUUAUUCAAAAGGGCCACAAGAGGAUGUUCGGCACGUAUUUCCGGGUGGGUUUUUACGGUGGCAAGUUUGGAGACCUGGAUGAGCGGGAAUUCAUCUACAAGGAGCCGGCAAUCACGCACCUGCCCGAGAUAUCGCACCGACUGGAGAACUUUUAUGGUCAGUGUUUCGGGGAAGACGUUCUGGUGAUGAUCAAAGACUCGACGCCCGUCGACAUCAAACAGCUCAACCCCAACAAGGCCUAUAUCCAGGUUACGUACGUGGAGCCGUACUUUGACGACUACGAAAUGAAAGACCGGCUUACCAACUUCGAGAAGAACUUCAACCUGCGGCGCUUCAUGUACACCACGCCCUUCACCAAGAGCGGGCGUCCGCGGGGUGAGCUCAACGAGCAGUACAAGAGGAAGACCAUCCUCACCACCAUUCACGCCUUUCCUUACAUCAAGACGCGCAUCAACGUCAUCCAGAAGGAGGAGUUUGACCUGACUCCUAUUGAGGUGGCCAUAGAGGACAUGCAGAAGAAAACCAGGGAGCUGGCGGUGGCCACGCACAGAGAGCAACCCGACGCUGUCAUGUUACAGAUGUUGCUGCAAGGUUCGGUGGGAGCCACCGUUAACCAGGGCCCGCUGGAAGUGGCCCAGGUUUUCCUGAAUGAGAUCCCGGCGGACCCCAAGCUCUUCCGCCACCACAAUAAACUGCGGCUGUGUUUCAAGGAGUUUAUUAUGAGGUGCGGCGAGGCGGUCGAGAAGAACAAGCACUUAAUCACGUCAGACCAGAAGGAGUACCAGCAGGAACUGAAGAAGAACUACAACCGUCUGCGUGAGAGCUUGAGGCCCAUGCUGGAGAGGAAGAUCCCCGAACUGUACAAGCCCAUCAUCAGACCUCGGCUGGAGAACAGGGAUUCCUUCAAACGUCUGAGUUUUCGCAAAACUCAGGAGGAAGUAGCCUGAGAGGCCGCGGCGAUACGACGUCUUGUUGAAGACGAGGAAUAACUUUCCGGCGGCGACCUCAGAACACCACGACAGUCGGUUCACAGCUCUGAAAAUGGCAACCAGCAGUGUUAAUAAUAAUAAUAAUAAUACAUUUGAAAAUUCUCGUAGCGAUCUCGACUUGACUCUCGGAGCACUUCACUGGAACAUAUCCACGUCCUAAUGAUGCUGCAAACGUUUUACGGCGUUCUCGAUUACGGUCCUCGCUGGCUCAGGACCUGGUUUGUGUGCCAAUAUUGCUGCCUGCCACCUUGUGUGCGUGCGUGCGUACGUUUGUUUUUGCGAGUGGACGUGACGAUGCUGAGUCCCUCACGCAAUAAAUGGUUCUCUUGUGUGCUCAAGGGCUCACUGAAAUUCUAAAUCUCACCGUUAAACGUGCAAUUUAGAUGUUUGUAUGUUUGAAUUUGAGGCUACUAUUAUUAUUAUUUUUUUUUUAUUUAACUUAUUUGGAGUUACCUGACAAGUGUGCUUGCCUUUGAUGGACUUAGCUGCACUAGAUUAUAUGACAAAAAAUAGUGUCCCAAUCUUUCAGGAAAAAUUACAUUUUAUUUUGUAGAAGUCUAUUUUUAGAUAACAGGGACGUUGGUAUUGAUUAAAAAUACUAAUAGUAAGGGUUUGGUACUAAUUAAUGUUUCACAGUGCCAAAAAUGUUUUUUUUCUUCCAUGUUUUAGAGACCCAUAAUUUCAAAUGCCACUGCACAUAUAUUUCUUUUUUAUGUUUACUUUUUCUCAGAAUACAUUCCAGGAGAUACAUUUCCCAAAUGGUCCUGUAAAUAUCUCAUUUCACUUAAAACGUUUGUGUGUGUGUGUGUGGUUCUUUAUUUUUAUUCAGCUAGUUAAUCCAGGGCACAAUCGCAAAAUUAGGCUUGUGUACAGUUUUAUAAAAUUGGUAAUUGUUGAUACACAUAACUGUGUUAAAUAAAAUUCUAUUUUCCAAAUCA
Molecule: messenger RNA, 7422 nt
Organism: Syngnathoides biaculeatus (alligator pipefish)
Lineage: Eukaryota; Metazoa; Chordata; Actinopteri; Syngnathiformes; Syngnathidae
Gene: dock8
Product: dedicator of cytokinesis 8
Exons: 48
Coding region: 164-6442 (2092 amino acids)
Biological process (GO): positive regulation of establishment of T cell polarity; positive regulation of T cell migration; positive regulation of GTPase activity
Cellular component (GO): cell leading edge
Molecular function (GO): guanyl-nucleotide exchange factor activity
Source: RefSeq, a predicted model, not a curated record